AUGUGGAGUGGAGAAUGCUUACCGCCCUUUUCCGAUAAUGGGAUACUUAAUGUGGUGCCACCAAAACCUCAUGACAUCGUUCCAUCCAUUUCAAUGUCAUCGUUCCCUGAGCGUCUCGGAAUUUCUGAUAUGGUUGUACCGUCAUUGACGGAGCGUAAUGUCAAUAUGGGUUCAUAUGGCAUCACGGGACCUCAUGGUUUUGAGUGUAGAUACCAACACGAG
Messenger RNA from Ilex paraguariensis (yerba mate), 222 nucleotides. The record is from the annotation of a GenBank genome assembly. NCBI's taxonomy places the organism in Eukaryota, Viridiplantae, Streptophyta, Magnoliopsida, Aquifoliales, Aquifoliaceae.